Messenger RNA from Cavia porcellus (domestic guinea pig), 11304 nucleotides. It is a transcript of the gene Cubn, whose product is annotated as cubilin. Gene Ontology annotation, molecular function: calcium ion binding. The record is from RefSeq and is a predicted model, not a curated record. The transcript has 67 exons. Lineage: Eukaryota; Metazoa; Chordata; Mammalia; Rodentia; Caviidae. The coding region runs from base 145 to 11001 and encodes 3618 amino acids.
CUUCUCAUGCAAAGAAGAAAAGACUGAGAUAGUCCUCCGGUCAAAGUACACAUUCUUGCUUUACUUUUCUCCAACUCCCGAAAUCAGUCAGUUAGUUGCAGUGGUCUCUCUCCUACUUGACCACGUAGGAGACCGGUGAGGAAUAUGUCCUCACCUUUUCUUUGGAUUUUGGCUAUUUUGCUGAUAUUUGAAGAAUUUGAUGGUGGAGCUGGAGAAUUUGAGCUGCAGCGAAACAAAAGAAAUACUGAUCUCCAACAGCCUCGUUUGACUUCAGAAGGGGGAAAUUUAGUGUUUUUUACUGGACCUACCCAAAAUAUUGAAUUUAGAACUGGAUCUCAAGGGAAAAUAAGAGUAAAUGAUGAAGACCUCAGUGAAUGUUUGCAUCAGAUCCAGAAAAACAAAGAUGAGAUUAUAGAUUUAAAAAAAAAUUCAGUUGGUCUGCAUCAAAAUAUAUCUAGUCAAAUCUAUCAACUCAAUUCCAAGCUUGUGGAUCUUGAGGGAAGAUUUCAAAGCUUACAGCAGAAAGUUGCCAAAGAUGUCUGCAGCAGCAAUCCCUGCCAAAAUGGUGGAACCUGCCUCAAUCUGGUUGAUUCUUUUUUUUGUAUCUGUCCUUCACACUGGGAGGGUCCUCUGUGCUCAGCUGAUGUUAACGAAUGUGCGAUUUACUCAGGAACACCGUUGGGCUGCCAGAAUGGAGCCACAUGUGUGAAUACAAUGGGAAGUUACAGAUGUACCUGCACACCUGAUACAUACGGACCCCAGUGUGAGUUCAGAUAUAAUGACUGUGAGGGUGGCUCUAAAGAACUCUGUGUCCAUGGUGUCUGUGAGGAUUUAGAACGACAGCAAGCUAGAGUGCGUAAUUACACAUGCAUCUGCGAAGCUGGCUGGACAUCCUCCCCACACAGCCCUGCCUGCACGGUGGAUCAAGAUGAGUGCAGCCUCUCAUCUUCUUGUUCGGCACUUGUGCAGUGUUUCAACACUCCAGGCUCUUUCUACUGUGGGCCCUGUCCAAAAGGGUGGCGAGGAAAUGGAUAUGUUUGUGAAGACAUCGAUGAAUGCGAGAUGAAUAAUGGUGGCUGUUCUGUGACUCCGCUUGUUACAUGUGUGAACACACCUGGAUCUUUUAUCUGUGAGGACUGUCCACCAGGGUACCAGGGGGACGGAAAAGUGUGCACUGUCGUAGACAUCUGCUCCAUCAAUAAUGGAGGCUGCCAUCCCCACGCAACGUGCUCCUCAUCUCAAGGUUUCUUUCCUCUCUGUACCUGUCUGCCGGGAUACACUGGAAAUGGUUAUGGGCCAAAUGGAUGUGUGCAACUUGGAAAUAUUUGUUUAAGUCGCCCCUGCUUAAAUGGAAAAUGCACAGACACAGUCUCUGGCUAUUUUUGUGAGUGUGAUUCAGGUUGGGCUGGUGUCAACUGUACAGAAAACAUCAAUGAAUGUUUGAGCAACCCGUGUCUGAAUGGGGGAACCUGUGUCGAUGGAGUUAAUGGUUUCAGCUGUGAAUGCACUAGUUCAUGGACUGGAUCUUACUGUCAGGCUCCCCAGCAAGUGUGUGGAGAGUCCGUCUCAGGGAUGAGUGGAAGCAUCAGCUAUCUGAUCUCUGAUGUUGUUUAUCAUCAUAAUAUUAACUGCUUUUGGGUUAUCCGAACUGAAGAGGGAAAGGUCCUGCAUAUCACAUUCACUUUCUUCCAAUUAGAAUUGGAGAACAAUUGCCUGCAUGAGUUUCUUGAGAUUCAUGAUGGUGAUUCCUCUGCAGACUUUACACUUGGAAAAUUCUGUGGCUCCACAGCUCCACAGGGUCUUCAGAGCAGCGACAAUGCGCUCUAUUUUCAUCUCUUCUCUGAUCAUUUGAGAAGAGGUAGAGGCUUCACAGUAAGAUGGGAAACACACGAACCAGAGUGUGGAGGUAGACUGACUGGUACCUACGGCUCUAUCCAGUCUCCGGGGUAUCCUGGAAACUACCCCCCAGGAAGAGAUUGUGUAUGGCACAUUAUAACCAGCCCUGGACUUCUGCUAACAUUUACUUUUGGGACUUUGAGCCUGGAGAACCAUGAAGAUUGUAGCAAAGAUUAUCUGGAGAUCCGAGAUGGUCCUUUACAUCAGGACACUAUCCUUGAGAAAUUCUGUACCACUCGCUCUGCCCCACCACUUCAGACUACAGGUCCCUUUGCCAGAAUUCAUUUUCACUCUGACAACCAGAUCAGUGAUCGUGGCUUCCACAUCACCUAUCUAACAUCACCUUCGGAUUUGCAUUGUGGAGGGAACUACACAGACCCAGAGGGUGAGCUGCUUCUUCCCAACUUGCCUGAGCCUUUGGCUCACAAUCGGCAAUGCAUCUAUAUCAUAGAGCAGCCUCAGGGAGAGCUAAUAGACCUCAACUUCACGCACGUGGAACUGGAAGGCCAGAGGGGCUGCUCCCACAGUUACAUUGAGGUUUGGGAUGAUGAAACAUUGCUUGGAAAAGUCUGUGGCAAUGAAAUCCUUUCUCCUAUUAGAUCCAUUACUAAUAGUAUCUGGAUCAGGAUUAAAAUAGACACUACUGUUCAGAAGGCUAGCUUCAGAGCUGUUUAUCAAGUUGCUUGUGGGGGUGAGUUAACUGGAGAAGGAGUCAUUCGUUCACCGUUUCAUCCUAAUGUGUAUCCUGGAGAAAGAACCUGUAGAUGGAUCAUCCACCAACCUCAAGGCCAAGUAGUUCUUCUCAACUUCACUAGCUUUGAAAUUGGAAGUUCUAAUGACUGUAAUACAGAUUAUGUCGAGAUUGGUAGCAGUUCUGUUUUGGGUUCUCCUGAAAAUAUAAAGUACUGUGGUACAACGACCCCUUCAUUUAUAACAUCUGUGUACAACAUUCUUUAUGUCACAUCUGUGAAGAGUUCUUCUCCUGAAAAUCAUGGUUUUAUGGCUGUGUUUGGUUCUCAGGAUUUGGUAUGUGGAAAAACUCUUACCGAGUCAUCUGGAAUCAUUAAAAGUCCUGGCCACCCAAAUAUUUACCCCAGUGGUGUUAACUGUACCUGGAAUAUAUUAGUCCAGCCUCAUCACCUGAUUCGUUUGGUGUUUGAUGAAUUUCAUCUGGAAUUUCAUUACAAUUGUACAAGUGACUACCUAGAAGUUCGUGAUACUGGCUCUGGGACUUAUCUUGGGAGAUACUGUGGAAAGUCCAUCCCACCCUCCCUUACCAGCAGAACCAACUCACUAAUGCUGAGAUUUGUGGCUGAUUCUGACCUCGCUUAUGAAGGCUUCUCAAUAAGCUAUACAGCAAUUGAUGAAACAAAAGCAUGCUUGCAAGACUAUACAGUUAAUUCUGGGACCCUUACUUCUCCAAACUUCCCCAGUAACUACCCUGAUAACUAUGAAUGCAUUUAUAGGAUUACAGUGGAAAUUAACCAACAGAUUGCAUUACAUUUCACCAAUUUCUCCUUGGAAGAUGGUAUUAAUGCAAACUGCAUAACAGAUUUUUUGGAAAUCAGGGAUGGAGGCUAUGAAAAUUCACCGCUUGUGGGAAUAUACUGCGGCUCAAUUCUACCUCCAGUAAUCAUUUCACACAGUAACAAACUGUGGUUAAAAUUUGAAAGUGAUGUGCUGUUUUCAAGCUCUGGAUUCUCAGCUUACUGGGAUGGAUCAUUAACAGGUUGUGGGGGCAACCUCACCACCUCCACAGGCAUAUUCACGUCUCCCAACUACCCAAUGCCUUACUACCACAGCUCUGAAUGCUACUGGUGGUUGAAAUCCAGCCAUGGCAGCCCAUUUGAACUGACCUUCAAAGACUUCCACUUGGAGCAUCAUCCUAACUGCUCUUUGGAUUAUCUGGCUGUUUAUGAUGGCGCAAGUACCAGUUCUCAUCUGCUCACCAAGUUGUGUGGGGAUGAGAAGCCACCUCUCAUCCGUUCUACUGGAGACAGUAUGCUAUUGAAACUAAGGACUGAUGAAGUUCAGCAAGGAGGUGGCUUUAAGGUCGAGUACUCCCAGACGUGUGAGAAUGUGGUAAUAGUUAAUCAAACUUAUGGCAUCCUGGAGAGCAUAAAUUAUCCAAAUCCGUAUUCUAAAAACCAGCGUUGCAACUGGACCAUCCAAGCAACAAAAGGCAACACUGUGAACUACACAUUUGCAGCAUUUGAUUUGGAAAAUUAUACUAACUGUGCCACAGAUUAUUUAGAGCUCUAUGAUGGCCAAGAUCUGAUUGGGCGCUACUGUGGAACCAAUAUCCCCCCAUCUGGAAGUACCAGAAGAUCCAAACUUCAAGUGCUCUUCCACACUGAUGGAGUUAGCAACAAAGAGAAAGGAUUUCAGAUUCAGUGGCUGGUUCAUGGCUGUGGUGGGGAAAUGUCUGGAGCCAGGGGCUCCUUCAGCAGUCCUGGGUACCCUGGAAAUUAUCCACCCAACAAAGAAUGCAUCUGGUACAUUCACACUGACCCGGGAAAAAGACUUCAGCUCACCAUCCAUGACUUUGAUGUAGAGUAUGAGUCAACUUGCCAAUAUGACAUCCUGGAGAUAUACGGAGGCCCUGAUUUCCACUCUCCCCGGUUAACCCAGCUGUGUGCCCAGAGGUCAUCUGUGAUUCCCAUGCAGGUCUCCAGCACUGGAAAUGAGCUAGCAAUCCGAUUUAAAACCGACAGAUCCAUAAAUGGGAGAGGCUUCAAUGCCUCCUGGCAAGCACUCUCUGGAGGUUGUGGCGGGAUUUUCCAUACUCCCAAUGGAGAGAUUCAUUCUCCAAAUUACCCCAACCAUUAUAGAAGUAAUGCUGAUUGUUCUUGGGUCAUUCAAGUUGAAAAAAAUCACCGUGUCCUCUUGAACUUCACUGACUUUGACCUGGAACCUCCAGAUUCUUGUAUUACGACAUAUGAUGGCGUAAGCUCUACAACCACUCGCCUGGCCAGAGUGUGCGGAAGACAGCAGCUGACUAACCCCAUCAUCUCUUCAGGGAACAGCCUCUUUGUGAGAUUCCAGUCUGGUGCUUCUAGGCAGAGCAAGGGUUUCCUAGCCCAGUUCAGGCAAGUCUGUGGAGGCUACUUCCUCACCAACUCCUUUGAUACUGUUUCCUCUCCAUUGUACCCUGCCAAGUAUCCGCACAAUCAGAACUGCAGCUGGACCUUCCAAGCUCAACCUCCAUUCAAUCAUAUUACUCUCUCCUUUACCAACUUUGGACUCCAGCAUAGUAGGGGAUGUACACGGGACUAUAUAGAAGUUUUGGAUGGCAGCGACUCUGAUGCACCCCUCCGAGGCCGCUAUUGUGGUUCCUCCAUGCCCCAUCCCAUCACGUCCUUCAGCAGUGCCCUGACACUGAGGUUCAUCUCUGAUUCUGGAAGCAAUUAUGCUGGUUUUCAUGCUUUAUACACUGCAUCAACAUCAGCUUGUGGUGGAAACUUCCACAUGGCUGAAGGCAUCUUCGAGACCCCUGGCUACCCUGACAUUUAUCCCCCUAAUGCGGAAUGUGUCUGGAACAUCUUCAGUUCCCCUGGCAACCGGAUCCAGCUGUCUUUUACAUCUUUUCAGUUGGAAGACUCUCAGAACUGUAGCAAAGAUUUUGUGGAGAUCCGAGAAGGGAAUGCCACUGGCCACUUGGUAGGAAGGUACUGUGGAAGCUCCCCACUCCACAACUACUCGUCUGCUACCGAGGAUCUUCUGUGGAUCAGAUUUGUUUCAGAUGGCUCACACAGCGCCAUGGGCUUCCAGGCCACAUUUACUCUGAUAUUUGGCAAUGAUAAUAUUGAGGGAACUCAUGGGAAAAUCGCUUCUCCUUUCUGGCCUGGAAACUACCCCCAUCAUGCCAAUUAUAAAUGGAUAGUAAAUGUGAAUGCUUCUCAACUUAUCCAUGGUAGAAUCUUGGAGAUGGACAUUGAAUCAUCAUAUAACUGCUAUUAUGACACAUUAAAGAUUUAUGAUGGUGUUGGCAUUCACUCUCGCCUCCUUGGAGCUUACUGUGGUACUGAAGUUCAAUCUUUUAGCUCCAUGGGAAAUUCUUUGACAUUUCAGUUUUUGUCUGACUCUUCAGGCUCAGGGAAGGGAUUCCUUUUGGAGUGGUUUGCAGUAGACCAUCCCACUGGACCUUUGCCUACCAUUGCUACAGGUGCUUGUGGAGGGUUCCUGAGGACAGGAGACACGCCUGUCUUUCUUUUCUCCCCUGGCUGGCCAGGGAGGUACAGUAAUCGUUUGGAGUGCUCAUGGCUUAUUCAGGCUCCAGAUUCUACUGUGGAACUCAACAUUCUCUCAAUGGACAUUGAAUCUCACCAAACAUGUAGCUUCGACAGUCUUGUGAUAAGAGAUGGAGACAAUAACCUGGCCCCAGAGCUAGCAGUUCUCUGUGGAAGACAGAUCCCUGGGCCCAUCCGGUCUACUGGAGAGUACAUGUUCAUCCACUUCUCCUCUGAUUCCAGCGUCGUCAGGGGAGGCUUCAAUGCAUCCUUUCACAAGAGCUGUGGUGGAUAUCUUCAUGCGAACAGAGGAAUUAUCAUGUCCCCCAAGUACCCAGCAAACUACCCGCCCAACCUCAACUGCUCCUGGCAUGUCCUGGUCCAGCCUGGAUUGACCAUCGCAGUCCACUUUGAACAGCCCUUCCAGAUUCCAAAUGGAGAUUUGUUUUGCAACCGUGGGGAUUAUUUGGUGCUAAAAAAUGGACCAGAUAUCUAUUCUCCACCUUUGCGAACCCAAGGAGGAAAUGCUCGUUUGUGUGGAGGUCAUGCCUCAUCAACUCUGUUCACCUCAGAUAAUCAAAUGUUUGUUCAGUUUAUUUCUGAUAAUAAUAAUGAAGGGCAAGGAUUUAAGAUCAAAUAUGAAGCAAAGAGUUUAGCCUGUGGGGGUAACAUCUACAUCCAUGAUGCUGAUCCUACUGGAUACGUGACCUCCCCCAACUAUCCUAACAAUUAUCCGCCCAAUACUGAUUGCGUCUGGAUCAUAUCUGCUCCUCCGACAAAGAGUGUAAGACUACAGUUUGAAGAUCAAUUUGAUAUUAGAGAGACAUCCAACUGCCUUUCCAGUUAUAUCGAGCUGCGGGAUGGAGGUGAUUCGCAGGCACCGGUGCUUUCCAAAUUCUGUGGGAUGUCUUUGCCUAGUAGCCAGUUGUCCUCUGGAGAGCUUCUGUAUUUGAGGUUCCGAUCUGACAGUUCGACUCGUGCAGGAUUCAAGGCCAAGUAUUCUAUAGCCCGGUGUGGAGGAACAGUAACAGGACCAAGUGGCAUCAUUGAGAGCAUUGGUUACCCCACACUUCCAUAUUCAAAUAAUUUAUUCUGUCAGUGGCGGCUCCAGGGCCUAGCAGGACAUUAUCUCACCAUCCACUUUGAAGACUUUAACCUUCAGAAUUCCUCCAGCUGUGAAAAAGACUUUGUGGAGAUCUGGGAAAACCAUACAGCUGGACAUCUUUUGGGUAGAUACUGUGGAAAUGCCAUUCCUCCAAGCAUAGACACCUCUAGCAAUGUUGCCUCUGUCAGGUUUGUCACGGAUGGCUCACUUAUUGCCACAGGGUUCAGGCUUCGGUUCGAAUCCAGUUUGGGAGAGUGUGGUGGGGAUUUACAGGACCCUACUGGAACAUUUACUUCUCCCAACUAUCCAAACCCAAAUCCUCACAGCCGAAUCUGUGAGUGGAGAAUCACUGUUCAAGAGGGCAGGCGGAUCACUCUGACUUUCAGCAACCUGAGGCUGCCAGCUUAUCCAUCCUGCAACAAUGAGCAUGUAAUUAUAUUCAAUGGUAUUAGAAGUAUCUCACCUCAGCUGGAGAAACUGUGUAGUAGUGUAAAUGUAAGCAACACAAUAAGAUCUUCAGGAAACACGAUGAAAAUUGUGUUUUUCACAGAUGGAUCCCGGCCACACGGAGGCUUCAGUGCUUCCUACAUAUCCACUGAAGAUGCAGUGUGUGGUGGGUUUCUUACAAAUGCCCAAGAAGGAAACUUUACUUCUCCUGGUUAUAAUGGAGUCAAUAAUUACUCAAGCAAUCUAAACUGUGAAUGGACUCUCAUCAAUCCAAAUCAGGAAAAUUCAUCUAUUUAUAUUAAUUUUGGGGCUUUUGCCCUUGAAAGUCAUCAAGACUGUCAAUCUGAUGUCCUUGAGUUUCGAGCAGGUGAUUCUGAAGGGCCUCUGUUGGGGAGAUUUUGUGGCCCUACACAGCCUACAGUACCACUGGUAAUACCGUAUCCUCAGGUGUGGAUACACUUUGUCACGAACGAACGUGAGGAACACAAAGGAUUCCAUGCACAGUAUUUAUUUACAGGUUGUGGUGGAAUCCAAAUGGGAGAGGCUGGAGUGAUCACCAGCCCCAACUAUCCUGGAUUUUACAGUAGCUCAACUCACUGCUCAUGGCUGCUGGAAGCCCCAGUAGGACACACCAUCAUUCUUACAUUUAGUAACUUUGACAUUGAAACCCAUGCAUCCUGUGCCUGGGACUCGGUCACUGUCAGGAAUGGCGGCUCCCCUGAAUCACCCAUUUUAGGACAGUACUGUGGAACUUCCAACCCCAGGACAAUACAAUCUGGUUCCAACCAGCUCACCGUGAUUUUUAACUCAGACAGCUCAAUACAACAUGGCGGAUUUUAUGCUACAUGGAGCACUGAAACUUUAGGUUGUGGUGGAACAUUUCAUUCAGAUAAUGGUACAAUCAAAACGCCUCACUGGCCACAGAAUUUCCCUGAAAAUAGCAGAUGUUCCUGGACAGUCAUAACUCACGCAAGUAAACACUUGGAGCUCAGCUUUGACAGCAACUUCCGAAUCCCCAGUGCCAAUGGACAGUGUCAGAACAGCUUUGUGAUGGUGUGGGCAGGACCUGUGAAGACCAUUGAAGGCCUGUUGACCAAACGAUGUGGGGAUGUGGCUCCCAGUCCCAUCAUCAUAUCAACAAAUGCAUUCACUAUGGUCUUCCAGUCUGAGGAGGCACCAGCCCAGGGCUUCUCUGCAUCCUUCAUAAGCCGAUGUGGCCACAACUUCACUGACUCUUCAGGUUACAUUAUUUCUCCAAACUUUCCAAAGAAAUAUGACAACAACAUGAACUGCACUUACAUGAUAAAGAAUAGUCAUCGAUCUAUGGUUAUUUUGACUUUUGUGUCUUUCCAUUUGGAAGCUCGCUCGGCCACCACUGGGAACUGUGACAGUGAUGGUCUGCACAUCCUCAGAGGUGACAGCCUCUCUUCUACACCUGUUGCUACCGUGUGUGGGGAUGAGACCUUGGACGCCAUCGGGGUGUCUGGCCCAGUGUUGCUUAACUUCUUCUCCAAUUCACACGUCACAGACUUUGGAUUCAAGAUUUCCUAUCAGACAACCUCGUGUGGUGGUACAUACCGCUCGUCCAUUGGAACCAUCCAGAGUACCUCCUACCCAAACAGCAACUACCCAAACAAUAUCUACUGUCUGUAUAACAUCUUCGUUAGAAAUGACAGAAUUGUUCAACUCAAGUUCCGUGAUUUUGAUGUGGUUCCCUCCACCUUGUGCUCCAAUGACUUCGUGGCCGUUUAUGAUGGUUCUAACAUCACUGAUCCUCUUCUUGGCAAAUUCUGUGGUUCUGAGCUUCCGCCAGUUAUUAAGAGCAGCAACAAUAGUAUGCUUCUGGUGUUCAAGACAGAUUCUCUUCUAACAGCAAAAGGCUGGUGGGCAGUUUUCACGCAGACAUUAGGGCCACAGCAUGGAUGUGGGGGUUAUCUGACAGGUUCCAACGGUACUUUCAUCUCUCCUGAUUCUGAUUCAAAUGGAAGAUAUGACAGGGCCUUAAACUGCAUAUGGCUCAUAACUGCACCUGUAAACAAAGUAAUAAAACUCACGUUUGACACAUUUGUUCUUGAGAGAGGAUCUCCUUCUUCAGGAUGCCUUUAUGAUUAUGUGACGUUAUACGAUGGGGACAGUGUAAAUGCAGACUUGGUAGGAACAUUUUGUGGUUCCACAGUACCUGCUCCUUUUAUCUCUUCUGGGAACUUCCUUACAGUUCAAUUUGUCAGUGACCUAGAUAAUGAAGCAAAAGGAUUUCGUGCCACAUACACCAUUAUGGACAUGCCUUGCGGUGGAAUGUAUAAUGCAACUCUGAAUCCCCAAAAUAUCUCAUCACCCUCUGUAUUAAACGCCAGAUUUCCAUUUUUCACCUGUACUUGGGUCAUUGAAGCCCCACGUCACCAGCAGGUCAAGAUAACUGUGUGGGAAUUACAGCUGCAUGCGGAGGACUGUGCCCAGAACUACUUAGAGCUUCAGGACUCACGAGAGAUCAGUGGAAACCUUAGAAUUCUGUUCUGCAGGAGAAAUACAUCAGUGCCAGUGUUUUACUCCUCACUGAGCACUGCUAUUGUUGUUUUCAAAUCCGGUGACUUAAGCUCAAACUCCAGAGUGAGCUUCACCUAUCAGAUUGCAGAUUGCAACAGACACUAUGACCGGGGAUUUGGCAGUCUAACGAGUCCUGGAUGGCCAGGAAAUUACUAUGAACAUUUGGAUUGCACUGUUAUCCUGUCAGCCCCACAGAACCACACCAUCUCUCUCUUUUUCCAUACUUUUGGCAUCCAGAGCUCCACGGACUGUGUACAUGAUUUCUUGGAGAUAAGAAAUGGAAGUGACAGCACUUCUCCACUACUCGGAAUGUAUUGUGGAACUCUGCUACCAAACCCUAUCUUCUCGCAGAGUAACACACUGUAUCUACGGUUUAAGAGCGAUGACACAAUUUCUGGCCGUGGAUAUGAAAUCACCUGGACUUCAUCCUCUUCUGGCUGUGGUGGGAUUCUGUAUGGAGACAGCGGCUCCUUCACCAGCCCCGGCUACCCAGGCACCUACCCGAACGGCACUCACUGCGAGUGGGCCCUGACAGCUCCCUCGGGCAGGCCGGUGGUGGUCAGCUUCUACCUGGUCAGCAUCGAGGACCCGGGAGACUGUGUGCACAACUAUCUCCUGCUCCACAACGGGCCGGACGCUGCCUCUCCGUCCUCUGGCCCCUACUGCGGAGCGGACACGAAUAUAGCUCCUUUCAUGGCUUCUUCAAAUCGAGCCUUCAUAAUAUUCCAUGCUGAGUAUGCAACACGUCCGUCUGCGUUCAAGUUAGUCUGGCACAGCUGAGGGAGCAAAUCUGGGUUACUUGGGACUGUGGCUCUACCCAGGGGCCAUCAGACGUCACAUGGGACAGAACUCUACCAUUCUUACCCUAGACCUUGCCUGGGCCACUGAGCAUACAUUGAACAUCCAUGAUUUCCUCCAGAGAACACAUGGAAUCAACAUUUACACAUCUUUUGUACAUGGACUUCCUUCUUUCACAUGGAUGUGUAUAUCAUUCUUUCUUCUAGUAUUUCGAACUGAAGUUUAAAAUUUUUUUAAAGGUUCAAAAGUGAUGUAAAUUUAAAACAAAUAAAAGUAUGAUUUUCA